AUGGAUGAACUACCUGCUAUUCAGUUAUCCGAUCUAAAUGAAUUUAUAACAUGUAAAUUAUGUAAAGGUUAUUUAAUUGAUGCUGUUUCGAUAACUGAAUGUCUUCACCCAUUCUGUAAAUCUUGUAUAGUUAAGUAUUCAGAAGAAAAACGCGAAUGUCCUGUUUGCGGGAUUCUCAUCCAUCAAAGUCACCCAUUAAAUUACAUGAGUUUUGAUCGUACUCUUCAAGAUAUUGUUUAUAAAAUUGUACCAGAUUUAAGACAAAAAGAGAGACAACGUCGUGAGGUCUUCUAUAGAUCUCUUGGGAAAACUCCACCUCCCUCAGAAGACUUAGGCAAAGAAACUCAUGUAUUAGUCAGUAAAGAGAAUAUCACAGGUGCAGUUCCAUCUGAUUCUGACGGAUUAACUUCCAAUUUUGAUUCGGAUUAUCAUCGUAAAGAUGAACAAGUCAAUAUACAACUUGAACCGGGAUCUGAUAAUCUGGAACCAUUAACUGAGAAAUAUUUACGACUUUCAUCGAGGGCUACAGUGACACAUUUACGAAAAUAUGUUGCCCAACAAGUUCUUCAUGAUAUAUCUAAGUUUCAUGAAAUUGAUAUUUUUAUACAAAAUAAUGAAGAUGGUACUUUUCUUGGUCGCGAUCAUGUAUUGAAAUUUGUUCGUGUUGUUUAUUGGAAUGAUGUCGAACCGAUGCCACUGCAAUAUCGUUACAGCAGAAUGAUUUACUAA
This is a messenger RNA of Schistosoma margrebowiei, 729 nucleotides long. The record is from the annotation of a GenBank genome assembly. NCBI's taxonomy places the organism in Eukaryota, Metazoa, Platyhelminthes, Trematoda, Strigeidida, Schistosomatidae.